UCGUCAGCCUUGACGCAACAUUCCCUGAAAACUCGUGAUUAUACCAAUAAAACAAUAUAAAUUAUCCUUAAACAAAGACAAAGAAUUAAAGAAAUAGAUCACGGUUCCUUGUCAAAGCUGCCUCCUCUUGCUGCUCAAGUAAAAGCCAACACAUCCACAUCUAUACGCACACACAUACGAAAGCACCUUCUUCACACACAUAUAUAUACACACACACAAACAGAGCAAGUCCAAGUCUAUGAGCAGAGUCAAGAAGACAAUAGAUUAUUACAGAUAACGAAGAAGAACACAUAAAACAUGCAAGAUUUUUCAUAUCCCAUGGACUCGUUUAGCCCUAGCUUCAGUUUCUACGUCUCCGGUGACGGUAAGAUCGUCGAAGCCGCCGUUAGAGUCGUCCGUGAGUCCCAGAGCUACGGCGACGACACAGCUGAAUUCGAGUUCGAAACAUUACCGUUACGCGAAGAGAACUUCUUCCACUUCCCAACGACAAAGGGGAAGCAAUCUCUAGCAGCUGUUGACGAUGGAGACACGUCCAAGAAUCUUUUGUACGGUGGGUGGAUGCUUGAUCAGUCUAUAUCCUCGCCGUCUCAGUCACAUUCGUCAGAAGACUCGGAGGGGGAUCUUUCUCCGGGAAGAUACAGCUGUUUCUGGAGCCCGAGCCGAUCUCCGGCGAGAGGGGAUAGCUCCAAGACCAAGAGUAAGUCUACGAGUGGGCCGAGACGUUGUCGUAUUAAGGAUCUUUUGAGGAGAAGCCACAGCGAUGGAGCUGUUUCGGCCACUAGCGAGACUAAGCGAUGUCGUUUCAAGGAUCUUUUGAGGAGAAGUCACAGCGACGGCAGGGUAAGUGGGUCUUCUUCGACUUCGCCCGUAGAGAGAGGGAAUAGUAAAACGACGUCGAAUAAGUAUACUAGUAACACUGGGGAAGUGAAUAUGAGAAGGAAGACUUAUUUACCGUACAGGCAAGAUUUGAUCGGCGUUUUCGCCGGAAUGAGCAGACUCAGUCGUUAAAACAAUUCGUGUUCUAAGUUGUAACAAGUAAAUAUACAAAUAGCUCCUUGUUUGUUCGUUUUUUUUGGCAAUGUAUAAUCUUUUUGAUUCUAUUAAACCUCAAAAUACACUUGUCAUACUUUCAAAGAAAU
Messenger RNA from Eruca vesicaria subsp. sativa (arugula), 1139 nucleotides. The record is from the annotation of a GenBank genome assembly. Lineage: Eukaryota; Viridiplantae; Streptophyta; Magnoliopsida; Brassicales; Brassicaceae.